Molecule: messenger RNA, 2415 nt
Organism: Acanthaster planci (crown-of-thorns starfish)
Lineage: Eukaryota; Metazoa; Echinodermata; Asteroidea; Valvatida; Acanthasteridae
Gene: ccdc61
Product: coiled-coil domain containing 61
Cellular component (GO): ciliary basal body
Source: RefSeq, a predicted model, not a curated record
UCAAUGGCGGCCGUUACGAAUGCGUUGUGAGGAAUGCUGUUUGCUGGAUGAAGUUGAAAGUUCUAUUUUACCACAGAGGAAUAUCAGCUAGUUUUUUUCAUUUAGGGUCAACAGUUCUUACGUGUUUUGAACUGAGUCUAGUGCGUCUUCCGAAUACUAGAAGUCCAACACACUGAAAAAUUCCAAGCAGUGAUGGGUGAAGGAGAGGAAAAUAAUGCUACCGCAGCUGGGCCUUACACCUUUCGUGGCAUGGAUUAUGUGGUCAGCAUGUGGCUGGAUGAGGAUAACGCCACACUGACUGUUGAGGUUGAGGACAGACUGACCGCAGACCAGUGGAGGGGGACAUUUGAUGCCGCAUAUAUUGAGGACCUGACCCACAAGACAGGCAACUUUAAACAGUUUUCCAUUUUUACAAGCAUGCUGGAAUCGGCCAUCAACAAGACCAGCGAGUCAGUGACCCUUGACCUCUUGACCUAUGCUGACCUGGAGACCCUAAGGAGCAGGAAGGCAGGUGCUGCUCGGAGUACUCUCCCCGGAGCUCAGAAAGCUGCACUGAGUGCCAAGAGAUACCUCAUUGUCACGUACACGGUGGAAUUUGAUAGGAUACAUUACCCGUUACCAUUGCCUUACCAAGGCAAACCAGAUCCAGUGGCUUUGCAGGAAACGGUCAGAGAGCUCCGGAGAGAAAUCAGGAGAUUACAGUCACAGGUGCAUUCUGAUUACAGGAGUAAUGAGCUACAGAGAUUAAAAAAGGACUACGAAGAACUCCUCAAGGAGAAGCAGAACCUGGACGAUGAGUUCUUGCAGUACCGGCGCGAGGUCAAGAACACCACCAAGGGCAGCGCGGCCAAGGAGGUACGCAUCCUGAAGACGGUCAUCAGGAAUCUUGAGGAGGAGCUCAUGAACGAAAGGAGGAAGUUCCAGAAGGCCUCUAGCAAGAGAAAUCAAGAAUACAAGAACCUGAUGGAAGAGGUUGAAGAGCUACGAGCGAGUGAGAGAAACUUGAGGGUUCGUGUUAAGAGUCUGGUCAAUGAGCUGGCUGUCUUGAAAAGCUCCUCAAGACGUGUCAGCAGGUCCCCUUCUCUCCCCCUCCCGUCCUCCCAGGGCUCGGCAUCUCGCCGAUCCAUGAGUACCCUGGAGAGGGCACGCUUGGUGGGUCGAGAGGCCAGCCGAGAAAGGGCCAGGCUAGCUAGCAGAGGCCGGUCCACAUCCAGGGAGCGAAGGCGACCGGCAUCUGUGUCCUCCAUAGGUAGUAGGUCACCAUCACCAGCAGGGGCAAGGGUUCCAAGGUUUGAUCCCACGGCAUACACGCUAGAGAAGAAACGACGUCAGGAAGAAGCUAAAGCAAGGAGGGAGAGACGUCGAAGUCGAACCUUGUCCAGCGGUUCACAGCCACCCCGGUCCCAAGAGAGGGGAAGAUCGCGAAUAAGGCCAUCACCAUCUUAUCCAACUUACCAACGGCCGCGAUCAAGAAGCAAUUCCUCUGUCGUCAGUCGAGGUAGUCGUAGAUCCUCAAGUGACCUGAGCGACAUCGAUCCCUUCUCAGACUCCUCCCAGAAACGGACGAGAGUGCUCAAUAAUGGAAGAAAACAGCGCCGAACAACAUCAACUGCAUGGAAUAGCCCCAGUGUGACAUUCAGGAGAGCUGAUUCCUCAGGGAAGCCCAAAAGGAUGAUGAGCACACCUGACCCUUACCUCGAUCCGGGCAGGGCGCACCGUGUUGCCAACCAAGCCAAGAUCAGGCAGAAAGAUCUCCAGGACUAUGGAGUUAAAGAUCACUCCAUGGGUAUGUAUAACCGCUCCUCCGAGAUGUCAGAAAUUGAUGCCCGCCUCAGUGCUCUGCAAAAAUUGAUGAGUAACAUACCCAAAUAAUAUCUUCAAGAUUCAAUAUAUUUUUUUUUAUGAAUGGUAUAUAUCAUUUGACUUUUUGGGGAGAAAGGGAGAUUUUUUCAAAGGCAAAGAGAUUUUUAGAAACACUGUAACCCUUUUUCAUAGAUAUUGUUUCCAUUAUCUGCUAAGGCUGUUCAAGUAGAUUUUUUUUUACUGUAAUUAGCAGCUUUUAUAAUUGGCUUUGACUGUUGACAGUAGGAAACUGAAAUUUUAUCAGGAGAAAUCUUAAGGUGCCUUUGAAAGAAAGUUGACAUCGUGUAUAUAUAUAGUGUAAAUAUGUACAGACCUUAAGACUGACAUUGAAAUGUUUCUAUAGUGAAGUGAAAAAUAGAGCAACCUGUUCAUUUUUUCGUCAGAUUUAUUUUGAAUCAUUUUGUGGAUUAUCUCGCAUUUCAAAUUGCGAAUUGUCAUAAUUGGUUCAAGUUUCCCCCCAAAAUAAAACAAUAGGUAUAUCUACGAGUUUAUUUCAGAAAAGCCCGCAGGAAUAUAAAAAUAGCAGAAAUUACAGCUACAUUCACUCAAACA